AUACAUUGUAGCGGAGUGCGAAAGUUCCCCGCGUUCGGAGGAGUUCAGGGCAGUCGCAGUUAAAGGGCAGCGCUUACCUGGAAAUGUGAUUCGCCAAGUCCUGUCAGGGUCCGAGCGGGGAAAGUGCCCGGUCACCACCGAAGAGAAGUCUCAAGAAGGCGGUUAGAGGCGGCACUGCCGCGGCCAGCCCGAUAGAACUUACAGGAAGUGAGACUCGUGGAGGACCCCGUUGCUGUGCUGCGGUUGUAUUGAAGCUUUGACGGCUCUCGCGCGUAGAUGGACUUUCAUUUUUAUUGUUAAUUAUUUUGUCUGUUACCGGGAUCGCAAUUACAUGAUCGCCUCUGGCCGUUUGUAACGUAAUUGCGGGCGGAAGGUAGAGGGCAGGGCCGGCUGGUCUAUUGGGUAAUUCUAUUUCCCGUGUACCAUGGCUUCGGCGGGUGUUAUGUCUCCGGCCGCAGCCGCUGCCAAUGAUUACUACGAGGAAGAAGAGCUCGAGAGUGCGGAGGAAGAUGAUGACCGUAGCUUUAGAGGACGGGACUCCGAUGAGGAUACAGAGGAUGCCAGCGAGACCGACUUGGCAAAGCAUGAUAGUGUAGACUAUGUGGAAAUGAAAGAACAGAUGUAUCAGGAUAAGCUUGCAUCUCUCAAGAGACAGUUACAACAACUUCAGGAAGGCACACUACAAGAAUACCAGAAACGUAUGAAAAAGUUAGAUCAGCAAUAUAAAGAGAGGUUACGAAAUGCUGAGCUUUUCUUGCAACUGGAAACUGAGCAGGUAGAAAGGAACUACAUCAAGGAGAAAAAAGCAGCUGUUAAAGAAUUUGAAGAUAAGAAGAUUGAACUGAAAGAGAAUCUUAUUGCAGAACUGGAGGAAAAGAAGAAAAUGAUUGAAAACGAGAAGUUAACCAUGGAGCUGACAGGCGAUUCCAUGGAAGUGAAACCUAUCAUGACCCGCAAGUUAAGACGUCGACCCAACGAUCCUGUCCCCAUUCCCGACAAAAGGCGAAAACCCGCACCUGCUCAGCUUAAUUAUUUGUUAACGGAUGAACAGAUCAUGGAAGAUUUAAGGACAUUAAACAAGUUAAAAUCUCCUAAGAGACCUGCAUCACCAUCAACUCCAGAGCAUCUUCCAGCAGCUCAAGUAGAAUCGCCAGCCCAGCGCUUUGAAGCUCGAAUAGAAGAUGGGAAGCUCUAUUAUGACAAAAGAUGGUACCACAAGAGUCAGGCAAUAUACCUAGAAUCAAAAGACAAUACAAAAAUCAGCUGUGUCAUCAGUUCUGUGGGAACUAAUGAGAUCUGGGUGAGGAAAAGUAGCGACAGCACAAAGAUGAGGAUCUAUCUGGGUCAGCUGCAGAGGGGUUUAUUUGUCAUCCGCCGGCGUUCAGCAGCGUGAAAGUGGCCAGACUCUUUAACAACAAGGAAAACAAAUUAUCCAUCAGCACUGACCAACAAGGAUUGGUGAACAUUAACUUAUUGGGUCUGCAGUAAGGAAUGCUAUCAGCUGGUCCUUGCAUAUAUAAAAAGACUUUAAACUAAUUGUCAAGUGGGGACAGUUGAAUCCCAUGGCAGACGUAUAGCUUUGAACUUGGAGACAAUUCCUCAAGAUUGAUGGACUUUGAUCGGAAACCGACUUUACUCAGUGAUUCUCUUCAAUAACCACAUUGUCUUAUAAAAUGUAAAGCUACUCAGAAAUCUUGUAUUUCGUAUAUGAUGGUGUGGGUCCCAGGGCCCAUUGCCCUGUACGUUUUUUUGUUUUUGUUUUGCCAUAUAUAUAUAUCGGUCCUGUCACACAUGUUGGCCCUUUAUUUUUAAACAAAAUCUCUGCCAAAGUGAAACUUAAAAAGUACAUAUUGUAUUUUGUGUAUAUUUUCCAUUUAAAAUGACCCCCGUUUUUAUUUAAUAUAGCAUUUGCCUCCACCCUACACUGUACUGGGCAAUUUUUGCUUUUGACGUACAAUAAAAUUAAUUGGCAUCUGCUCUUAAUGAAAAA
Spea bombifrons (plains spadefoot toad) is the source of this 1990-nucleotide messenger RNA. RefSeq names its product SDS3 homolog, SIN3A corepressor complex component (gene SUDS3). Gene Ontology annotation, biological process: negative regulation of transcription by RNA polymerase II. The record is from RefSeq and is a predicted model, not a curated record. Gene Ontology annotation, molecular function: histone deacetylase binding. Gene Ontology annotation, cellular component: Sin3-type complex. The transcript is spliced from 13 exons. Lineage: Eukaryota; Metazoa; Chordata; Amphibia; Anura; Pelobatidae. The coding region runs from base 425 to 1393 and encodes 322 amino acids.